AUGAUUGCUUCGCCUGAUCUUGUAUUUCCCCUCCUAGAAGACUACAUGCCGCUUCGCUUCGCGGAGGUCAAGAACCUCAUCGAUUACCCCGCUCUGGCACAUUCCACCAAAGAAGGACAUAGAGGUAGAACAAUCCACGACAUCCCGGGCAUGUCUGAUGCUCUGAAAGCCUUGGAAGCACAAAGAAAACGCGAUCUCAAAGACUGGAUGACAGAACAUGACUUCGACGCGGUUGUCUUUCCCGCCGUAGGCGAUGUUGGCAAAGCAGAUUUGGAACAGGAUCCGACAUCUGCGGAACAUGCUUUGUUGAACAGCGUACGGUACAGCAACGGCAACAGAGCUUUGCGGCACCUGGGUGUUCCUACCGUUAGUGUUCCGAUGGGCAUCCUGGAAGGCAAGAAUAUGCCAGUCAAUCUGACCCUGUGCUCAAGAGCAGGUGCUGACGCUGAGCUUCUGUGUUAUGCGUAUGCUUAUUAG
Aureobasidium pullulans EXF-150 is the source of this 477-nucleotide messenger RNA. RefSeq lists its product as uncharacterized. The record is from RefSeq and is a predicted model, not a curated record. Bases 1 to 477 code for a protein of 158 amino acids. The transcript has a single exon. NCBI's taxonomy places the organism in Eukaryota, Fungi, Ascomycota, Dothideomycetes, Dothideales, Saccotheciaceae.